AUGGUGUUAUCUGAAGUCAAUCAAAGCAGCACACUCACGUUUACUCUCUUGGGGUUUUCAGAAUACCCAGAAUUUCAGGUUCCACUAUUUCUGGUUUUCUCAUCCAUCUACACAGUCACUGUGGUGGGGAAUUUGGGCAUGAUAAUCAUCAUCAAGGUCAAUUCAAAACUCCACACAAUCAUGUACUUUUUCCUGAGUCACUUGUCCUUUGUAGAUUUCUGUUAUUCCACCAUAGUUACACCGAAACUGUUGGAGAACUUGGUUGUGGAAGACAGAACCAUCUGUUUCUCAGGCUGCAACACACAAUUUUGUUUCACUUGCAGUUUUGCAGUGACAGAAACUUUCAUGCUAGCAGCGAUGGCCUAUGACCGUUUUGUGGCUCUUUGUAACCCUUUGCUCUAUAGCACUACUAUGUCUCAGAAGCUGUGUGCUCUUCUGGUGGGUGGGUCUUACACAUGGGGUGUAGUGUGUUCCCUGACACUCACAUAUUUUCUUCUGACACUGUCCUACUGUAAGCCUAGCAUCAUGAAUAAUUUUAUCUGUGACCACUCUGUAAUUAUUUCUGUCUCCUGCUCAGACCCCUAUAUUACCCAGAUGUUAUGUUUUAUUAUUGCUGUAUUCAAUGAGGUGAGCAUCCUGAUGAUUAUUCUCAUGUUGUAUAUACUCAUUUUCAUCACUGUUCUGAGGAUACCUUCUGCAAGUGGGCACCGGAAAACCUUCUCCACCUGUGCCUCCCACCUGACUGCCAUCACCAUCUUCCAGGGAACCAUCCUUUUCCUUUACUGUGUUCCUAACCCUAAAACUUCUUCGCUUGUAAUUAAAGUAGCUUCUGUGUUUUAUACAGUGGUGAUUCCCAUGCUGAACCCAUUGAUCUAUAGCCUUAGGAACAAAGAUGUGAAGGACACAUUUAAAAAAUUUGUUGUCACCAAAUUGCUUUGUUACACAUUAUGCUAUUUUUAG
Galeopterus variegatus (Sunda flying lemur) is the source of this 960-nucleotide messenger RNA. RefSeq names its product olfactory receptor 5D13-like. NCBI's taxonomy places the organism in Eukaryota, Metazoa, Chordata, Mammalia, Dermoptera, Cynocephalidae. Gene Ontology annotation, molecular function: G protein-coupled receptor activity; olfactory receptor activity; odorant binding. Gene Ontology annotation, cellular component: membrane. Gene Ontology annotation, biological process: sensory perception of smell; G protein-coupled receptor signaling pathway. The transcript has a single exon. The record is from RefSeq and is a predicted model, not a curated record. The coding region runs from base 1 to 960 and encodes 319 amino acids.